Gadus chalcogrammus (walleye pollock) is the source of this 6739-nucleotide messenger RNA. RefSeq names its product phosphatase and actin regulator 4A-like. The record is from RefSeq and is a predicted model, not a curated record. Gene Ontology annotation, biological process: actin cytoskeleton organization; neural crest cell migration. Lineage: Eukaryota; Metazoa; Chordata; Actinopteri; Gadiformes; Gadidae. Gene Ontology annotation, molecular function: actin binding.
UUACACCUUUCAUAACAAAUACUGAUUUUUCAAAAACUUUCCCUCGGUUCGUAUAUUGUAGGACGGGAUUCAAAUGAUCGAACUUCAUAACUUUUAAGUUUUCAAAAGUUGAGCGGCUGAAUUGAGGGCUAAAGGUGGUUAGCGGGGCUAGUUCCGCCUUCUAGGCCAGUGUUGGGUCGUGUGAUUGGAGAUCAGCGACUCGUCAAGUGUCACGUUAGGAUCCACGUUAAGAGUUACAGACUAACCUUUGCUCCGUGUGUCCAUGGGCUGGAGAGAACGUCAUUUUCUUAUUAAAGGGAUUACUGUCAACACUCAGCAACGGAGGAUUCCAUCUGGAGCCAGCGAUAACCCCAGCAGCCCAGCGUCCGGGCACUGUUGCAGGGAAUCGUCAGGACCCCAAUGAUUGUCAGCAGAUGAGCUGUGGACUACUGUGUUUGGGACACUAAUGGAAAAUCAAGAUGAGGAAGUAGACCUGCAGCGGAGCUCGACCGGGAGCGAGGGGGGCAACUCUGGAGAUGGAACACCUCCAUCCAAGCGCAAGGGCAAGUUCUCCAGCCUGGGCAAGAUCUUCAAGCCCUGGAAGUGGAGGAAGAAGAAGCCCAGCGAAAAGUUUUCCGAGACCUCCAUCGCUUUGGAAAGACAGAUAUCGGUGAGGAAAUCCCGGCAGGAGCUGAUUGAGAGAGGGGUGCUGAAGGAAAUACCUGAGAAUCAGAGCAACCGGCACAAGUCUGGCCCCGUGAAGAACGGCCACCCGGCGGCCAUGGACGUGGAGCGGGAGUCGGAGGCCGGCGUGCGGGUGCUCCGCGGGGAGUCUGAUUCGCGCGCCACGCCCAUGUGGCUGCCUCAGGGGGAGGAGCGGCGGAGCCGUGUGCCGUCGGACGCCUCGCGCGUUCACCGGGCGCCCCUGGACGUGGACUCUCUGGCCCGCCAGGCCGUGGAGGCCGACCGCCGCAGCCGCCUGCCGUCGGACCUGGACAGGCGGGGCGGCUCGUUACCCAGGGGGGCCGUCCCGGAGGAGGUCCGGCCCCGAUGGGACGAGAGGAAGGACGGACGGGAGGACAAGAGGGAGCUCAGAGAGGACAAGAGAGAGCCCCGGGAAGACCGGGACAGGAAUGAGGACAAGAGAGAGCCCCGGGAGGACAAGAGGGAGGAGCGGGACAGGAGGGAGGACCGGGACGAGCCGGAGCGCAGGGAACGCCGCGACGACCGGGAUCGUGAGCGGGACCCCAGGGAGAGGCGUGAGCGGAGAGACGACCGGGACAGGAGGGACGAGAGGACUGACCGCGAGGAGAGGGACAAGAGGGAAGAGAGGCCGGAGCGGGAGGAGCGGGACAGGAGGGAGGAAAAGCCGGAGCGCGAGGAAAGGGAAAGGCGGGAGGAGAGGCCGGAGCGCGAGGAGAGGGACAGGAGGGAGCGUGGCGACCGGGACAGGAGGGAGCCGCGGGGGGAGAAGGACCGGCGGGACGACCGGGCGGAGCAGGAAAGGGAGCAGCGCGUUAAGGAGCGGAUCGAGCGGGAGCGCCGGGAGGAGCGCGAGAGGGAAGAGCGGGAGCACGAGAGGGAGGAGCGGGAGAAGGAGGACCGAGAGAGGCGGGGCUGGAGGGGGGACCGGGGGGACGACCGCGACCGGAAGGACCCCAGGCAGGAGGAGCGACCCGACAAGAGACGAGGCGAGGAGGCCGAGCGCGAGCGCAGGGACAAACCGGAGCCCCAGCGGAACCCCGUGGACAGCCUGCGGGCGGCGGGCCGGCCCGUCUCCGAGGUGGACGUCAGGGCGGUCCUGCAGAAGGCGAACUCGGAGGAGAACCGCAGGGUGCGGCCGGCCUCGGAGGCGGACCAGAGGAGCACCCUGCCCAGAUACAGCCCAGCGGAGGAGUUCAGAGGUCGCACAGAGUCAGCUGGCGUUCGCUUCGCCCCCGUUCCGGCGUCCAACCCCGUGAGCGAGCCUGAGGCGGCGCGGGACCCCCUGAGGGAGGCCGCCGCCAAACAGGCCCUGCUGCCCCCCAAGAAGCAGAGCCCCCCCCUCCCCACGGCCCGGACGGCCGCUCCCCCCGCCGUCUCUUUCUCCGCCUCUUCGUCCUCCUCCUCUUCCUCCUCGUCCUCCUCCUCGUCGGCCAUGGCGGUGGCCAAGCCCCCGAGGACGGUGUCCCUCAUCAGCGACGACCCCCCCCCCCUGGUCCCCGCCACCCCCGAUCGCCGCCCGCCCGUCCCCCCGCACGCCAAGCAGCCCCCCGUGCCCCCGCCCAAGCCCGGCAACCGCAACAGCAACCCGGCGCUGCACGCCUCCAGACUGAAGGGCUGCGCCACGGUGCGACCGCACUGUUACAGGACGGGCUGGCAGCGCCGGGGCGAGCCGGGCCUCUACCUCUCCCUGCCCGUCUACCUGAGCCACAGGGCGGGGCUGAGCCGCUCAGAGCCCUCUCAGUCCGGCGGCGCUGUCAUCGUGGUGCCGGCGCCCUCCAAGCGCUCGCCGCCGACCCCGCCCAAGAGGAUGACCCCCGUCACCAAGCGGCACUCCACGCAAGAGGCCCCGCCCCAGGAGCCCCCGCCCCCGGAGGCCGCCACGCCGCCGGAGAUCCGCCCCGCCGAGACCCCGCCGGAGGCGUUCGCCCCGCCGCCGGCCCACCAGCCCCCCUCCCCGCCCCGGCAUCGCGUCCUCCCCGUCGCCGAGCCGACGCCGACGCCGCCGGCGGCUGACCCGCCCAGCCCCGUCACGCUGCCCCCCGCCAAUCCGCCGUCGGCCAUCCCCCUGCACAUCCGCAUCCAGCGGGCGCUGGUCAGCCCCUCGCCCGUCAAGGCCAACCCGGACGGCUCCCAGAGGGCCCACUCUCAGCUGUUUGAGUCCCCGCCCGAGGUCCUGCAGGAGGGCGGCUCGGUGCGCUACUCCCUGCCCAUCACCAUCGAACCCCUGCGGCUGCAAGAGGACGAUGACUUCGACAUGGAGGAGGAGCUGGCCAAGCUACACCCUCCCCCGCGGUUCCCCCGCCAGCCGGAGCUGGAGCCACGCAGCCGGCGGGGGCUGGUGGUCAGCGCCAUCCCCGAGGGGGGCGGGCCGGGUGACAGCGAGGAGGAGGAGACGGACUCGGACGGGCCAAUCAACUACAGGGACGACAGCGAGGAAGAGAGCGACGAAGAGGGGCAGCAGAGUCGGCUGGCGAACCGCGUGAAGAGGAAGGACACGCUGGCUCUGAGGCAGGAGCACGAGGCCCAGCAGGACGGCCCCGACGACACGGCCUGGCAGAACCGGGAGCAGUGGCUGGCCCUCCGGUCCAAGAUCAGCAGCGCGCUCACACGGCGCCUGAGUCAGAGACCUUCGGCCGAGGAGCUGGAGCAGAGGAACAUCCUCCCAGCCAAGAACGAAUCGGACCGUCGGAUGGAAAGGUCCGAGAUCAAACGGCGGCUCACCAGAAAGCUGUCCCAGCGGCCCACGGUGGCGGAGCUGCAGGCCAGGAAGAUCCUGCGCUUCCAUGAGUACGUGGAGUGCACUCACGCCCACGACUACGACCGCCGCGCUGACAAGCCCUGGACCAAGCUCACCCCCGCCGACAAGGCCGCCAUCCGCAAGGAGCUGAACGAGUUCAAGAGCUCAGAGAUGGAGGUGCACGAGCAGAGCCGCAUCUACACCCGGUUUCACAGACCAUAACCGUCCACCUCCACCGGAUUGGUUGCGUGGGGGGGAGGAGGGGGGGGAGGGGGAUGAGAAGGUGGGGGAUGAUGGAAGAAAAGAAUAUACCGCUGCAGCCGACAGAAAUAUUGGCUCCCCCCCGUCGUUCUUAACCCUGCCCCGUGCACAGCCCUUUCCUCGACGCAACACUCCCCAACAAAACUAUGUACCUAAGACCAAAAAGCCCGCUGGGUCCCCAACUGCUGACGGGUACCUUUUUGAGGGCACCCCAAGGGCUCUAGGUGAAGAGCCACUACUGAUGCUGCCCCCGGACCAGCUCCUCUGGAAGCAGAGGACCCUUUGGGCUCUCCUCAUCCCUGGUGGAACCCACUGGGUCUGGGCGUCGGCAGUGCGGCCGCAGGGUAGGCGAGACACAGAUGAAAUGGGUUUCGGGCCCGGCCCCUUACAAGAUGUUACCCCCCAAGUGCCACCGGAGAGAUAAGUGCCCGCUGUGGUGCCGGGGCGCACCCCCCCCCCCUACCCCCUGGAGCCGGGGGGGCGCUGGUCGGUAGAGUAGCGAGAGUGAAGCACUAGAGCUGAUUCCGAGUCCGGCCCGCGGCGGGCGUGCCGCGAGAUCCUCCCCUCGACGCGACGUCUCUCCCGCAAUCACUGUAGUUACUCUCAAAGGAGAGCCAAUCGGACGAGGCCUUUCCCAGUACUUUACACUGUGUACGAUGCGUUGUUUUAAAUAGACACUUUUAAACCCCAGAUCAGGAAAUCCGUUGGCAGAAACGGAUGGUGGUAGUUUAUUCUUUUUUUUAAUUGGCACGUGCGGUACUUAGUCGAACUAAUUAAAAACGUAGUUGUCGGACCAGGUGCGUUUAUGUUUUCGCUGUCGUAUCCGAUGGCGAUGGGGUGCCAACUGGCACCAGCCUUAACUCUGGGCGUGAGUCAAUGUUUUUAACGUACAAGAGGUCCAGACAAAAUGUGAACUGAUUUGCUACAGAGCCAGUGAGUUUUGCAUAUGAAACCCUGUUGUGGCUCUUAUUUUGAAAUUUAUUUUUAAUCAACUGUUCUAUUCUGUGAAGAAAGCAGCAAUGUUGAUUUUGCACCUCAUCCUAAUGUGUGCAUUUUACUGUUUUUUUUUUUGCUAAAAAUGCAUUUUUUUGGGUGGGCGGGUUUGGGGUGCAGCACAUAUGUCUAGGUGUAGCUGUCAUAGGGCACUUGAUUUCCUGUAAAGGAAGUAUAGAACUUUUACAAUUUUCAGGUUUGGAACAUAACUCUCGAAAAAGCAACUAAACAUUGUCAUAUAAUUCUAUAUUUCUAAUUUAAUAAUUGUUUGCGUAAAAUGCACAUUUGUAUAAUGACAACGAUGUUUUAAGGUACUUUGUAUAUUAAGGCCAAUAGUUGGCUGCAAUUGUGUUGAUAAAUCAUGUAGAGCUUAGCAACCUUUAUUGUAUGUCAAUUUGGCAAACUGUCUGAAAGUGUUUCACAAUGCUGUUAACUACGUAGACUGACUACACUGACCACAGAGAUUAUUUUGAAUAUGCAAUUUUUUUUCUCCUUUUUACACUAUGCAGAGAUCUUUUAAACAUUGAAUGAUAAUUUGCAGCCCACUGUAUAAAUUAAUAUUUCUCACAAAUUAAACAAAAAAGGUUUUUUGAUCUUGACCUGAACGCGGGAUUCUCAUUAUUACCUCUUGUUAUUAUUCAUAAUAAGGGUUGGAUAAUAAAACCAUACUAAUAUCUAACCCUUGUUUUUCUUUAAGCAAAUUAUCCCAUUUAUCUGCUUAUAGUGGACGAUUGCAUCCAUUCCAGACUCCAUAUGGGCUUGGUAUAUAGAUUUUCCGGGUUAUUGAACUGUUCACUUCCUUUACAUGUGGCUUUGACAUGACCAGAUGAGGGCAGUGUUAGAUUAAACGUCUUGUUUUUUAGGACUUUUCUCAUGUCAUCUCCACCUUCAAAGCACCUCGCCAUUUCCAGAGCUCUUGGACAACAAUCCACUUGGAGAAAUGUUCAAGGUUUUGUUUUAACAAAAGCCUUAAGUGGCUUUUCCAUUUCUAUAAAAAAAAAGAAUGAGUUGCAUUAGACAAGAGGCGGGCUGCAUACAAUAAUUGGUUGGAAGGAAAGGCUGUAUAAAAGGAUGAGCUGAAUCAAAAUUGCAUUAAUUUGCUUUGGGGAAAUUAAGUGGUUGCCAUAACAGUUCCUUUUUUCCCUCUCUUUGAACAGUUUUGUAUAGUCAUCGUUAUGGGAAGUUUGACAAACAUGAAUCACUAACCGUCCGUGAUAAUGUAGGCCUAGAUAUACCUGCAAGAUCGAUUCAUUGUCUAGUCUGUCAAUAAAACUAGUAUAAUCACUAUAAAUUAAUUGGUGAGCCAUAAUGAGCAGACAUAGUGCGUUGUCGUUGAAGGUUUGGAUCCAUUCUUUAUAAUUAGGUGUGUGUUAUCUUUCACGUUUUUAUAAUCCAGUUUCGCAUUUUGAGAGUGCACAGGCUCGAUUCACUCCGAGGAUGGUUGGUGAAAACGGCCAAUGAUUCUCCAUACUCAGUUACGUCUGAUUCAUGGUAUUGGCAGCCGUAGGCUUCUCUGUGCCAUAGGUCAGACCCCUGAUGUAGGCUUAUGUGUUCUCUGGGUCUCCCUCAAGGCUUUGGUUUUUAAUAACGGCGUUCCUGUACGUCGAUCAUGGCAUGUGGCACCAGCGCUCUCGUCUGGUCUUCUGGACUAUCGUCUAAUCGCAUCGUCAGAGCCGGCCCUGCUGAACGCUCCGAUACAAAAUAUGCAAGCUCAGAGGAAGUACUGCCUGUUUGGCAUUCUGUGUAUAAUAUAGGCCUAUCUAUUUUUAUAAAUAAAUAAAAACGCAAGUAAAACUCACUUGCCGUUUUUUUUUUUUACGGAUGAAUGAAUGGGUUUUUAUGGUUAUUUGGUUUUCAAUGGACUCAUUUCUGUAGAAAAGUCCAUUCCAAACUAUAAUACAGCCAUCACUGUAAAUGACGCAGAGCCCCCUCUGUGUCAUUGAUUAACACAUCCAUUUCAUGUGGCUGGACUUCUCAUGCUUAGCUUUGACCGAACAAAUGAUACAUUCCUGUUUUGUUGUCGCCGAGCUUCAACUAAAGGCCUCAUCCGGUGCCUUGGAAACG